Paramisgurnus dabryanus is the source of this 7813-nucleotide messenger RNA. RefSeq names its product transient receptor potential cation channel, subfamily M, member 6 (gene trpm6). NCBI's taxonomy places the organism in Eukaryota, Metazoa, Chordata, Actinopteri, Cypriniformes, Cobitidae. Gene Ontology annotation, cellular component: apical plasma membrane; plasma membrane. Gene Ontology annotation, biological process: protein tetramerization; protein phosphorylation; metal ion transport. Gene Ontology annotation, molecular function: monoatomic cation channel activity; ATP binding; protein serine/threonine kinase activity. The record is from RefSeq and is a predicted model, not a curated record.
CCUUCACUUAAGCGAGCGCUACUUUCUCGGAGCAAAACAACGCCGUUAGUUCCAGCUGCGUGUCCACACUUGACACUUUACAGUCUAAAGACCACCCACUUCCCAGCCGAUCACAUCUCUACACAAUUAUGCAGAAGUAACACGGGAAUAACAAUACGCUGAAAAGACUACACGGACGGCAUGCCUGGGAAAACGGGUCUGUUAUUUGCACACAGUUGGCAAAGAAAUGACUAAAAAUAUCCAGGACUGACUCACUUCAGGACUGUCACAGAGACCUGGGACAAAAUGUCUAGACGGACUUGGAUACAGGCCACUUUUAAUAAGAGAGACUGUGUAAAAUUUUUGCCAGCCUCACGUGACCAUCACAGGUGUUAUCCAGUGUGUCAAGUGUGCCAAAGCCUAGUGAGAUGCUGUUGUGGGAGGCUUAUUGUGGAGCAUGUGGGUCCUUUCUCCGGUCUCCUGGGACCUGGUCCUGGAUCUGCCGAUGAGGAGGAGUGGUCAGUGACGCGACACACCAGCAUCAGCCCUACCGAUGCUUUCGGAUCGCUGGACUUUCAGGGCAGCACGAAGCGCACGUCUCGUGCCAAGUAUGUGCGGCUUUCCUGUGACACUCCAUCGGAGCACCUGCUUCAACUGAUGCUGAAAGAGUGGCACAUGGAAAUGCCCAAGCUGGUGAUCUCAGUGCAUGGAGGAACAGAUAACUUUUCUCUGUCUCCACGGGUGUGCCAGGCCUUCAGUACGGGCCUCAUACGAGCGGCAGAGAGCACUGGAGCAUGGAUACUCACUGAUGGGAUUAAUACGGGUGUUUCUAGGUAUGUGGGUGAUGCAGUAAAAGAGUAUGGAUCUCAUGACCACAGGAAGAGGAAUGUUGUAGGAAUCACACCCUGGGGUAUCAUUGAGAAUAACAGUGACCUUAUUGGCAGAGAUGUUCUCAGGCACUACCAGGCAUUGGGAAAUCCCCUGAGUAAACGUGCCGGUCUGAAUAGCAUGCAUUCACAUUUCCUUUUAGCCGAUGAUGGAACUAUGGGUAAAUCGGGAUGUCAGGUAGACCUUAGGAAGAGACUGGAGAGGUACAUACAUUUUCAGAAGAUCCACCCCAGAUUGCAUCAGCAUGUGCCAUUGGUGUGUGUUGUAGUAGAGGGUGGCCCUGCCGUCCUCUCUGUAGUCCUGGAGUAUGUACGCAGAAUUUCACCAGUACCUGUGCUGGUGUUUGAGGGAACAGGCAAAGCUGCAGAUCUGCUGGCGGUAAUACACAAAGAGACAGCUGUAGACAGAAAUUUGGAUUUGGAUAUUAAAGAGGACUUUGUACUGAGGAUUCAGGACAUGUUUACUGUGGAACGACCAGAGGCUACUGAGCUCCUCAACAUACUUAUGGAAUGUAUGGAACACAGAGAGUCUAUCACCAUUUUUGACUCAGAAUCUGAAGAUCUUCAAGAGGCAGAUGUUGCUAUUCUCACUACAUCACUGAAAGGUACCAGAGCUUCCCCUGAUGACCAGCUAAGUAUCUCAUUGGCCUGGGACAGAGCUGAUAUCGCGAGGGACAACAUACUGGUGUACGGACAACAAUGGCAGGUAGGAUCUCUCGAGCAGACCAUGUUGGAUGCACUAGUGAUGGACCGAGUCAGUUUUGUGAAGCUGCUCAUCGAGAACGGCAUGACCAUGAGUCACUUCUUGACCAUCUCUCGUCUGGAGCAGCUAUACAACAUACAAAAAGGCAGCCCUGAUUAUUUUCUGCGUCAUCUCAUUGAGGAUGCCAGACAGACUCGACUACCAGCUGUUUAUAAGAUGACUCUAAUAGACAUUGGUAUGGUGAUUGAAUACCUGAUCGGCGGAGCUUACCGAAGCACGUAUACACGCAAGAGCUUCAGAACAAUGUACAGCCGCUUACACGCCCCAAUAAAGGAGGGUUCCAGCCCUUUCAGCAAGGCCAGGAAAGCAGCCGUAACCCCCGAGACCACCCCACCAAGCUCCCAUUUCUACAGAACCGCUCAGCCUUGGAGACAGGAGGGUGCGGUAGUGCCUCAGGACCUGAAGUCAGACCCGAGCUCCGAGUUUAUAUGCACUUUUAAUGACCUGUUUGUGUGGGCAGUGCUCAAGCAUCGUCAAGAGAUGGCGCUGUUCCUGUGGCAGCAUGGAGAGCAGGCUAUGGCCAGAGCGGUGGUGGCCUGCAAGCUCUACCGGGCCAUGGCAACGGAAGCUAGGGAGAGCAAUAUGGAUGACUGCACAUUUGACGAGCUGAAGAGAAACUCGCUAGAGUUUGGUCAGUUGGCUGUGGAUCUUCUGGACAAAGCCUUCAGAGAGAACGAGCGCAUGGCAAUGAAGUUGCUGACGUGGGAGAUGACGGACUGGAGUAACUUCACUUGUCUGCAGAUGGCUGUUUCGUCCAGACUCAGACCCUUCGUGGCCCACAACUGCACUCAGAUGCUCCUCACAGACUUGUGGAUGGGCCGUCUCAACAUGAGGAAGAACUCCUGGUUUAAGAUUAUUGCCAGUAUCCUGAUGCCUAUGGCCAUUCAGCGGCUAGAGUUUAAGAGUCAAGCAGAGAUGUCCCAUGUUCCACAGUCCCAGGAGGCUUUGCAGUUUGGUUUGGAACCAGGAAGUCUUGGGACAUCAGAACAAGAAGGGACACCAAAUGCAAUCCCAGGGGAUGAGGAGAGGGGACCCAACUGUCUUCUAACCUGUACCAGAAAGGUUUAUGACUUUUACACCGCUCCUGUGGUCAAAUUCUGGUUUCACACAAUGGCAUUCCUGGGCUUCCUUAUGUUGUUCUCUUACACCGUGCUUGUGAAGAUGGAAGAAAAGCCCAACAUUCAAGAAUGUGUGGUCAUAACAUACAUCCUGAGCACGGCAGCAGAGAAAGCUCGAGAGGUGUGGGUAUUGGAACCCAGGAAGUUCAGUAAGAAGCUGAAGGUUUGGUUCAGUGAGUAUUGGAACAUCAAUGACUUCAUGGGAAUCCUCCUGUUCUUUGUUGGAGUCUCCCUGCGGUGGCACGAGGAAACACGCUUAGCCGGUCACAUAGUAUAUUCGCUGGAUUUCAUCUUCUGGUCUAUCAGGGUUCUGGACCUGUUUGCUGUGAAUAAACAUGCAGGGCCCUAUCUGACCAUGAUCACCAAAAUGAUGAGUAACAUGUUCUACGUUGUGAUCAUCAUGGCAAUUGUGCUGGUCAGUUUUGGCACAUCCAGAAAGUCAAUCCUGUCACCUAAUGAGGAUCCAUCCUGGAAUCUGCUUAGAGAUGUGGUCUUCCAACCAUACUGGAUGAUCUUUGGGGAGGUGUAUGCCGGAGAGAUUGAUGCCUGUAGUAAACCCGAAACGUGUGUUCCUGGAGCUUUUCUGACCCCCUUCCUGCAGGCCGUCUACCUUUUUGUUCAGUACAUUAUCAUGGUCAAUGUUCUCAUUGCCUUUUUCAACAAUGUUUACUUUGACAUGAGCGCCAUAUCUCGUAAUCUGUGGAAAUACAACCGCUAUCGUUACAUCAUGACAUAUCAGGAGAAGCCGUGGCUUCCGCCUCCUCUCAUCUUUCUUAGUCACGUGACCCUGUGUCUCAGCUCAGUGUGGCAAAAACACAGCAAGGCAUCCAAAAAGGGAAAAACUGGCCUUAAGUUACUUUUGGCACCCGAUGAUCUGAAAAAACUACACGAAUUUGAGGAGAAGUGCGUUGCUGGGUAUUUCAGAGACAAAACCGAGAAUCAACAAAACAGCGAAAUCAACAGGAUUCGCUCCGCAGCUGACAAGGCUGAAGAGAUGUCUGGAAUAUUGGUUGAGGUUGCCGAGAAGAUUUAUGUCAUCCAGGAUGACCUGCGCACUUUAGACAAUCACUUGGGUCAAUUGCAGGACUUGUCUGCUUUAGCGGUGGACACUCUUAACCUAAUUUCCGCCUCUGACAAUCAGCAGCAAGAGGUGGCUCGUCUCGGUCAAAGCCAGCCAAUGAUGUGCCGGCAUGAGCAGUUGUCCCAUAGCUGCUGCCUUCGCAUCGGCGGAAGCGUUGGUCCUAGCCAUGCCCUACUGUCCCCAAAGCACUACUAUAGUACUCCCCCUUCCCUUCUCCGAGGCUUCCGCCCGUCUCUUGAGUUACCAAAACGGCCCAGCAUUGGAAACAAGAGCAUGCUGGGAUAUCCAGAGGAAGAAGAUGGGGACGGUUUAAGGUCGUCUCUAAAACGCAGUGGUUCGAGAGGUGUAUCGACGGACUUCACACAUGGAUCUUUACCUAUCUUGUAUGAUGGGUGGAGAAACAAGAGUAUGUAUGGAUCUGGGGAACCAUCACGCACCACUUCUCCCACAAUGCCUUUGAUACGGGACAUCCUUAUCCAUGAACUUCCACCUAGUGAUGAGGAUUGCAUGGAGGAAGAUGAUGAUGAUGAGGAUGGCUCACGAGCAGUAUCCAGAGCCUCAAGCCACACAUUCCUCCUCUCAGGCUCCCAGAAUGAUGAAGAUAGAGCAGUGGGGAUUAGAAACCCAGCAUUUUACAGGAUCGAUGGUGGACGUUCUGGAGCUCCUGGACGUUUAGGCAGUAAUUGGGGCUUUGAGGCUCUAGAGCAGAGCCGCUCUCUCUCUGCCAGUGUGGAGGCUAUGGCCAUGCCUGACACGGAAACAUCAGAGGAGACCGCUAGACGGACACUUUCACCUCCUCACCAGAGAGGAUUUUCCAAGAUCUUCAGGAGGUCAACUGGAAAAAAGUCUGUCAAGACCAGAACAGGAUCUUCAGAGAAUGUGAAACAAGAUGAAUCGCGGAGCUCCAUGAAUGAGUUUGACCCACGCAGAAGAAUGAAGAGGAAAGUAAAGGGCCUGCUUGACCGAAGAUUCAAAACUUCUGUUAGUCUCACCCAGCUUAAUGUGGACCAAGUGGAAUUCACAAAAUUGGCCCCAUCAUGGCUGAAUCCCGGGCAGCCGCUGCUCAGCAGCUGGGCAAAAUCUAUCAGUCAGAGACCUUCGAUGAGCAGCAUAGCACCAGAAGUUAGGAGCUCUACAUUCAAGUUGACUGAAGAUUUAGGCCAACACUACUCAGCAAUGGAAAGGAACAACCUAAUGAGACUGGCUCACUCCAUACCAUUCACCCCUGUGUCUUUAUUGGGUGGCGAUGAGGUCUGCAUUUAUACGCUGGAGGAGACAGAAGCAGCUUCCUCACAUAAAGAUCAGCUCAGCAUCUCUGAGUGGCUUCAGCACGGUCGUACGGCUGUCCUGCAACCCUUGGCUCACCAAGAGGUGUUGGAUGGUGGUCUACGCAGGGCCACCAAGGUGGUGUGUACGUGGGCUGAGGGUGACGUGUUGAAGCUGGGCUCAGUCUACGUGAUGAAGGCCUUCAGGCCAGAAGUGGUCCGCAUGUGGCAAAAAGUUUUUCCAAACAGCACCUCACUUCAUCUCUGUCUACGGGAGAUCCAACAACAGAGAGCGGCACAAAAACUAAUGCAGAGAUUCAACCAAAUAAAACCCAGCACUGUGUCUCACAGUCCUAGGUUUCUGGAUGUCUCCUUGCUUUACUGGCACUCAAAUGGCCACUGGAUGACUAUUGAGAAGAACAUGACUGGUCAUUUUAGGAAAUACAACAAUAAUACAGGGGAGGAGAUUUCUCCUUCUUCUGGUCUAGAGGAGACAAUGCUAGCUUUCUCUCAUUGGACAUACGAGUACACCAACAAAGAACUGUUAGUGUUGGAUCUUCAAGGUGUGGGAGAAGACCUCACAGAUCCUUCAUUGAUCAGAGUUGAUAAUACAUGCUCCUCUGGUGAGAUGGCGUUUGGACCUGCGAAUUUGGGUGAUGAUGCAAUUCAGAGCUUUGUUGUAAAACACACCUGCAACUUCUGCUGUAAGAAGCUCGGUCUCUCAGAUCUGAGGAGGGGCGGCAGCGAGAAGAAGUCAAUUCCUGGCUUUGAUGAGAUGAGCAGCACAGUUUAACCUUUGACCUGGAAGUAGACUUAAACAUAUUCACAGACGCACACCUUCCAAGAGGAAGUCUACGCUCAGCUUAAGUACAGCUGAAUAUAUAGAGCUGCUUAAAGUGACUAAACAUGACAUACUGUAUUUAUGUUUUUACUGCAGCUGAUGCUGUAAAAGUAAAGGCAACCAGGCAACUAAGAGAAUUUAACACUAAGCAAAGAACUCUCUAAACACUAGCAUUUCUUCACACUUGGUCCUUUUUAGGGGUCUGAGCCCAGUUUGCUGUGGAACCCCUUUAAAGUGAACCAAACAGAGACCUUCUGGGGAGUACGGGUCUUUUUUGGGUACCGGUACGGUUCUCUAAAAACGUGCAUUUUGAACACAAACCGCACCAGGCUUUGUUUUUUCCCAUUUGUAUCUCCCAAUAAGUUCAGAUUGUGUGAAGAGGUGCAUGUACCAAUAAAGCGCAAUAUAUAUAUUUGACCCAGUGCCGCCAUACAGCAUCAACGCAAUUUGAAAUCAUUAAAGCCCAUUCUACUGUAGUUUUGGUAGUAAAACUAUUGUAAUACAGUAAUUAAUAAACUGUAAAACAUACACAGCAUUUUCAUCAAAUCAACAUAUAAUUCUAAGUUACUUUAACUUAUAAAAUCAAGUUGAAUUAGUUUAACAUCAACUUUUCACAAACCAAAGCCUAAAAUAGUAGGUUGAAUUGACUUGCCAAACCAAGUUAUUUUAACUUCAUGCAGCAUUUUUUUAUAGUGUUUGCCAAAAACCUAGUUUCUAUAAAACUAUAGUAAAUGUUUAUAGGGGUUGGUCUCAAAAAUAAGUGUGAACAUAAAGAGGCUUAUACCCUAUUACGGCUUAAGUGGACCUAAAAAUGGAUCUGAGUCUUCUUUCAGGGAAAGAGACAGAGAACGUAAAAAGAACUUUGACUUGGUUGACCUCUUUGUCCACUUUAAGGGGUCUGAGUUUGGUUCUCUUAAAAGGGACUCAAGUGUGAAAACAACCUAAUUUAUAAAAGCAUUCAAACUUACAUGUGUGCCUUUAUGGGAAAUGCACUGUAUCUGCAUAAAACCAAAGACAUUACUAGGGAUGCACUGAUAAAUCAGCAUAUAAUCGAUAUAGGUGGAUAAAAGCAUUAUUUUCCCACUAUCGGACAUCAGACAAUCAUUUAAAUCAGAAAUUAUGGCUAUCAAAAGAGGUGGAAAAUGCAUCAAAACUCAUACUGUUUGAUUAUUUGGAAUUGGGUCACAAUGACAACAGAUUUAGCCUAUUUUAAGGGUUUUCAUGACUGAAAGGGGGCAUAUCAUGAAAAUCUGACUUUUUCCAUGUUUUAGUGCUAUAAUUGGGUCCCCAGAGCUUAUAUUAAACUAGAAAAUGUGAAAAGAUCAACCCAGUAACUUAGUUUUGGUAAACCAUUCUCUGCAAGCAUGCUAAAAAUAUGUACUUGAAAUUUAGUUCCCCCUGUGAUGUCAGAAGGGGAUAAUACCGCCCCUUAAUCUGCACUAUUAAACCACAGCACUGGCAUUUAGUGCAGAGAUCAGCUCAUUUGCAUUUUAAAGGACACACAGAAACUGCACAUUUUUGCUCACACCUACAAAGUGGCAAUUUUACCAUGCUACAAUAAAUUAGCUAUACAUGGGUUUCAGUCAUGUGACUUUUUACGUUAUGCCGCCAUCUUGAGGACCUACCGAGUACCAGUAGGCUACUGACAAGCAUUGGCUGGCUUGCUACGAUUUACGGAUUUCUUAUCUUUUACUGUCUAUGAUUCUUAUGGAUACGGGAAAUGGCUACGAAAGACAACAUGUCGCACCUCGACUGUCAUGAAAAGAAACGCGACUUUAAAAAAUAUACCUUGGUUUGGGUGUGAUGCCUACUCAAUCCCCGAUACGUUCUUCCAGCUGCUGUUCGCUGCUACCGAACUACCACUAUUUUACAACACUAA